Molecule: messenger RNA, 2712 nt
Organism: Physcomitrium patens
Lineage: Eukaryota; Viridiplantae; Streptophyta; Bryopsida; Funariales; Funariaceae
Cellular component (GO): membrane
Molecular function (GO): glycosyltransferase activity
Source: RefSeq, a predicted model, not a curated record
CGUCAUGUGUGCGGUCGGUCCAGGUCGUCGUCGUUGUCAUCGUCGUGUUUGUUAGUUUGAUUGUAGGCUCUCUCUCGUCGACGACGCAGCGGAGGGAUGAAUUGUCAUGACGGGGCCCUGGGCGGCGGAGCCACAGUUGUCACUCAUGCGAGUGUGGCGGGUGUUGCUGUUGUUAUCCGCACUUCCGGAGCACUUUCAAGCUUGAGUUUGAGCGUGUGACAAUUCAAUCGAGAUCACUGGAGCUAGGUUGACUUUGCGUUGUGAACCGAAACUUUCGUAUACACAGUGGCUCUGUUGGACGGCUCUAGUAGGACUCGCCCUGGUUACAGAGGUUUCUCGUCGUCCUGAGUCUAGUUUUUUCAGAACGUGGUGUGUUGAUUGCGAAAUUGGUUAUGUCCAACGAGAUUUGAAAUCGCUGCGGGAGUAGUGUCUCUCAGGGUAGAGUGAGACCCGUUGUCUAAUUAUGAGCUCAGGGUUGUUUCGUGAUCGUCAAAGUUUCGGUGCAGGAGUAGGUAGAUGAUAUUUCCUACUUUUGUGGUGGAAUAUGAUCCUCGAUGGCAAGUUGCAAUGACCUUGUGAAGUACUUUCAGUAAUCUCCCCUGUCCCAAGCCUUCUAUUCUUCGUGCCAUGUCAACGAAUCGACCCCGCGGCGAAUUCAUUUUUUCAUUUAUUAUUUUUGGAGAUGACGCCUGUCCUGACGGCGCCCGUCACCUGCUUGAUGUUUCAGCAGGCUUUUGCUGGAAUUGAGGUUGUCCAAAGGAGAGAUCAUGCGAUUCUGGAAUGAUUUUCAUGUGAGUGUUUUCGACGUUUUGUAUGAGUGAACAGCCAUGGAAACUAUCAAGGAGAGGAGCUAUUACAAUUUGAAACUGAGCUAUGUUGAACAGAUUACCUGGUGGUCACCUUGUUUUGUGCUUCAACAUAAGAUGUUCAUAGAGAAGGGACGUCGAUUUCAGAGGUGAAGCUUGAAAGACUGGGGGAUUGGCUGACAAUGAGGGAAAGCGGAGCACCUCUCCUUUCUCAGACAGCGGAUGAAGCGUUGGAUCUGAUAGUGGCAAUAAUACCCAAGGACGUGAUGCAGACGUUCGAAGUUGAGCGGGAAAGUCUCAUUGCAAGUAACAACCAUGUUCAAAACCCGUAUGCAUCAGUUGCAUCAAGGGAAGGUCUCUACCACCGCAUCUGUCCUUACAAGCAAAUUCACCAACUAGCAGUUAUUGGUCUUCUAUUGGAUGGAAUGUUUGUAGCCUACUUGUCUGCUCUUCACAUGGGCUACCUGAGCUCGGAGGAAUCAACUAUGUUCUCAUUUACAGAUAUCCCGCCGUCUCUUACAUCGGCAAAUGUUACUCCUACGGCUUUCUUGAACAAUUCAGGCUCAAAUACCUCUUCUGUUGAAUCUCCUUCUGCGCACCUAAACGCUAGCACGGAUGAUUUCUUUCGCGUGGAUGACAAUGUGACUUUCCACGACCCAAUCCCUGCUCCAAGCCUUGGAUCCGAGAAGAGCCCUGGGUUUAUGGAGACUCCAACUUCAAUGAUUUAUUUCCAGAACAGGUCAGAAACAUGGCACACCAUGAGCGACAAGGAUCUCUUGAAGAAAGCAUCGUCCUUUCAGCCACUACAAGAAGCUUCUGUAACAUUGAUUGCGUACAUGUUCAUGACAAGAGGGCCGCUGCCCUUUGCCUCUCUUUGGGAAAGAUACUUUCGUGGUCACGAGAAUAUGUACAGCAUUUACAUUCAUGCUCAUCCUGACUACGUGCCAACCACAGCCACGGGCUCCCCUUUCUUUCAACGCUUCAUUCCUAGCAAGAUUGUAGAAUGGGGUAAGCUGUCGGUUUACGAGGCUGAGAGGCGGCUUCUUGGCAAUGCGCUGCUCGAACAGACAAACAAGUGGUUCGUUCUUCUCUCCGAAUCGUGCAUCCCGGUUUUCAACUUCCCCGAUGCAUACAAAUACUUCAACCACUCGCACGAAAGCUUUGUUGAAUCGUAUGUAGAUUCAGGGCGACUUGGUCACGGGCGUUUGUACCGAGAAGAUUACAAACAUAUGGCACCUGAGAUCACGCCCAAAAACUUCCGGAAGGGGAGUCAAUGGUUUCAGAUUAAUCGGCAUCUGGCUCUCGUAGCAGUUGCAAAUUCAAAAGAAUACAUGAAAUUUGAGAAAUACUUUUGCAAGAUUCGCUCGGUUUGCUACAUCGACGAGCAUUGCCUUCCCACAUUGGCAAGCGAUUGCGUAUCGGACACUCACAUUCUUCCAGUUCCAUGGUAAGUCGUCGCAUCCGAAGCUGUACGAAAGCGUGGACACAGAUGCGAAGUUGAUCCAAUGAUUUCGAGAAGGGCACAAUUGCACAUACGAUGGGCAACCGACUUCGAAAUGCUUCCUUUUUGUUCGAAAAUUUCAUCCAAACGCCCGAAAUGCUUUGCUCGACCUCGCCGGUCCUAUAAUGGGGAUCCCCUAAUUCAACCUCCUUCUUCGUCGUCAUUUUCUACUCUUGUCGAAAUUCAGACAACAUCACGAAGCUCUUGGGUUCGUGUUCAACUGAGACGAUACACUUUACAAUUCAGAGACACUACCCAACAGUCCUUGGCUGCAAUCCAGAUCAAAAUGCAGGUGAAUGCCAUUCAACUCAUUGAAAGACGACCUUCAGUUAUUAGUGGCUUUGCUCUGUGGGUGUUUCACGUUCACUGGUUCUCAUGAGAAUUUUCAUUUUACUUUUUGCAUUA